Molecule: messenger RNA, 1154 nt
Organism: Puntigrus tetrazona (Sumatra barb)
Lineage: Eukaryota; Metazoa; Chordata; Actinopteri; Cypriniformes; Cyprinidae
Gene: rprm3
Product: reprimo, TP53 dependent G2 arrest mediator homolog 3
Exons: 1
Coding region: 327-638 (103 amino acids)
Source: RefSeq, a predicted model, not a curated record
CCCCUCCCUCAAAAGCCUCACGGUCACUGAGUUCAGAAGUAAGUGUGUGUGCGUCCUCUCAGCGCGCGCUCCAAGGCACACUAAAAUACCGGAGUGCUCUCCUCCAGACAUCACCGAGACUGCCGCAGAGAUGCUUGGAUGAUGCACUCCAUCACAUACAAAACGUAAACCAGACUAUCUGCCACAAACAGACGCUUCGACGACAGUUUUUUUUUUUAUCUUUUAAACUAUAUCCAUGGAAACGCACAAGUGAGCUGGGUAAACCCAGGACCUUCUAGAAGUUUUAAAACAUCAGUACGCGUUAAACACACCGCAGAAAAGCAGACAUGAAUGUUUCACACGGACUACUGAACCGGACGAUCUCUACAGCGAAGCAGCCUUUGGAAAGCGUUCGGGGAUGCUGCAACUUCUCGGUUAUCACGAGCGACGGGUUCGGUUCACCGAUUCAGGACGAGCGCGAUCAGUUCAUCAUGCGCUUGGUGCAGAUCGCGGUUCUCUGCGUGCUGUCGCUGACGGUCAUUUUCGGCAUCUUUUUCCUCGGGUGCAACCUGCUCAUCAAGUCCGAGAGUAUGAUAAAUCUGCUGGUGGAGGACAGAAGACCUUCCAAAGACGCGGAUAUUAUUAUGAUCGCCGCGUGAGUCGUGCCAUAAAUCUGACACAAACUGGCAAUCUCUCCUGAACGACACCUGUUGGUAUGAUUCUCGUGCCGAUGAACCGUAUUUUUGUAUAUUUCAUCAUUGGACCAGAACCUGUUAAUGUCGCAAACAAUGGAGACCGAACAAAGCAUUCAACUUUUUUUUAAACCCAGAAAUCUUUCAAAACACAUCUUCAUGAAGACACUUGAAACGACAAGCGAAAGGCAACCGGACAAAUUCAUUUGAAAUUGAGAAUUUGUCAUUUGUUUUGUAUCUUUAUUGGAUGAAUUGAUUCAUGUGACUCGUUGAAAUGAUAAAAAAAAAAAUCUUAAUGUGUUAAAGAUUGUAUGAACUUGCAUGCAAAUGGAUUAAAUGAAAUCUAGAACUUUAAAAAUACUGUCCAAUUUUAGUUGACAUUUUAGAUUUCAUUCUCAGUGAAUGCAUACAUUAUUGUAUACUUAUAUCAAUAACAAAAAUAAGAUAUAUGACUACGCAUCCUCUGCAGGCCAGCUGUAAAGG